AUGUCCUCAAUCGACCCCUCCAUCCCCCCUCUAAAGCCCACCUCCACCCCCUCCAGCCCAGCCGCAGAAUCCCCCGAAACGCAAACCCUGAUCCAAGCCCUCGGCCUCCAGCCGCACAUCGAAGGCGGCUACUUCGUCGAACUCGACCGCAACCCCCUCACAGUGCCCAACCUCUUCCCCCCCACCAGCGCGCCCGCACCGGGCCAAACGGCCGCGAAGCCCUUCUCCGGCGACGACAGCGUCCGCAAUGCGAGCACCAGCAUCUUCUAUUUCCUGAGCCCGACGACGCCCGUCGGGCAUUUUCAUCGCAAUAAGGGCCGCACGGUGCAUACGCUGAUUCGGGGGAGGGGGCGGUAUGUGCUUAUUCAUGCGGAUGAAGCGGGUGAGAGGAAGCGCGUGGAGACGUUUGUCGUGGGGAAGGAUGUUGGGCGCGGAGAGCGCAUGGUGUGGGUUGUUGAAGGGGGGAAGUAUAAGGCUAGUUUUUUGUUGGAGGGUGGGGACGCGGAGGGGGAGGGGCUGCUGAUUAGUGAGACGGUUAUCCCGGGCUUCGAGUAUUCGGACCACGAUUUCUUGACGAGGGAGAGGUUUGAGGAGCUGGUUACGGAGGAGCAGGCGGGGGAGCUGGCGUGGCUUGUGAGGAAGGGCCCGGCGCCCGACGAGAGCGAGUUCUGA
Trematosphaeria pertusa is the source of this 672-nucleotide messenger RNA. RefSeq lists its product as uncharacterized. NCBI's taxonomy places the organism in Eukaryota, Fungi, Ascomycota, Dothideomycetes, Pleosporales, Trematosphaeriaceae. The transcript has 2 exons. The record is from RefSeq and is a predicted model, not a curated record. Gene Ontology annotation, cellular component: intracellular anatomical structure. Bases 1 to 672 code for a protein of 223 amino acids.